Periophthalmus magnuspinnatus is the source of this 1333-nucleotide messenger RNA. It is a transcript of the gene ccdc197, whose product is annotated as coiled-coil domain-containing protein 42 homolog. Lineage: Eukaryota; Metazoa; Chordata; Actinopteri; Gobiiformes; Gobiidae. The transcript has 9 exons. The coding region runs from base 194 to 1333 and encodes 379 amino acids. The record is from RefSeq and is a predicted model, not a curated record.
GCCCCCGGGCUGGUUGCCGUGACAACGACGAAGCGAUCCCGUCGCAUUCCCUGUUGUUGCGCUUGUUGUUUCCCCGGCAACAGCCACACAACUUCGGGACAACAUCCGGAAGGACCUUGUUGUCCUUGUCCUAACGUGGAUUGAAAUACGGCUGCAAGUGUUGGGAUUUUUAGGAAACUAGAAACGGAGCGCUAUGGCGACUAGCCUGCCUUUUCUGGACAGCAGCGACCCACGUCUCAAACUCACCGUGGAAAACAGAACGAAAAACGUGUUUGUGACACAGCCUGAGGACAGGCCCAAAGAAGAAAAUGUCAACCAUAUACCUGUUGUGACAGAGACAGCUUGUCAUCUCCUGGAAGCUGGGCUGAACACUUUGCAAAAGACAUUAGUUCUGCAGAAACAAGCAGAGUUGGAAGAAGUGAGCCGGCUGCUGGCUCUUAAGCAGAAGGACUUUCAGGGCCGUGUAGAGGGUUUAGCUCAGCGACGCUCUGAACUGGAGCUCAAACAACAGCAGAAUAAAGACAGAGUGAGCAAGUUUGAGAAGUUUGUGGCUGAAAAUGAAGUGAAGCAGCAUCAAGCACUUAAGAAGUAUAAGGAUGCACGGGAGCAAAAUAUGAUUAAACAGAAAGAUAUAGAAAGGUUGACAAACAAGCUCAAACAGCUUCGAACCAGACAGCAUGUUUUAAAGGACAGAAUGACCAAAUACAAAAUCUAUGAGGACUAUUUGGUGAAAACAAUCAACUUCCUCCCAAGCAGUUACCUUGAAAAUGACUCGGAAUCCUUAGUUUUGCCCAUCAUUCGGCGGCACGAAACCCUCUCCAUCACUCACCAGGAGCUUCUGCAGCGCCUGGAAAAAAUGGAAGAUGAAAUGGAGAAGAAUCAACAACAACUGCAGACCAUGAAUCAGGAACAUGGCAUUAAAAAGCUGAUGGCCAAUAAAGAGCUGUCAGAACUACAGAAUGAGUUAGAGGGUCUCAAAGAUUUGAACAAGCAGGCUGAGAUUUCACUGCUAAUGGAACAAGGCCAGUCUAGAGAAAAGGUGGAGGAAGUGGGAAGUAUCCUCAUGGCCAUUAAUAAUUUGGCAGAGCGAUGUUAUCUUCCCACAUAUGGAGCACUUGAAGACACAAGUGUAUUAACGAUGAUGGACAUGGUUGAGGAGUACAUUCUGGACAAGGCAGACACAGAGCGGAGGGCGAGGAGGCUGAUGGAGUCUGCCUCUGCAGUGGCACCUCUGGCUGACAAGAAAGGGAGAGGGUCUGUGAAAAAUAUGGGUCCUAAACAACAAAUCAAAAGUCCAAGUAAAGUCAGCAAAAAGAGUGGCACAUUUAGUUAA